Pochonia chlamydosporia 170 is the source of this 1167-nucleotide messenger RNA. RefSeq names its product threonine aldolase. NCBI's taxonomy places the organism in Eukaryota, Fungi, Ascomycota, Sordariomycetes, Hypocreales, Clavicipitaceae. Gene Ontology annotation, cellular component: cytosol. Bases 1 to 1167 code for a protein of 388 amino acids. Gene Ontology annotation, molecular function: L-allo-threonine aldolase activity. Gene Ontology annotation, biological process: L-threonine catabolic process; glycine biosynthetic process. The record is from RefSeq and is a predicted model, not a curated record. The transcript is spliced from 3 exons.
AUGGGCGUCGACAGUAUGGCAACGCAAGGAGAUGCUGGUGUACAUAAUGCCUGGAUUGGAGCUAAAGGCCCUUCUGCCCUUGAUUUGAGAAGCGAUGUAAUGACUACACCGACACCAUCUAUGCUUGCUGCUAUCCAAUCGUGUACACUUCUAGAUGAUGUUUUCCGUGAAGAUAAGACAACAAUGGAGCUAGAGGCUCAUGUUGCAGCGCUGGCAGGCAAGGAAGCAGGGCUUUUCGUUCUGUCCGGAACGAUGGGUAAUCAACUUGCUCUCAGGAGUUUACUAACUCAACCUCCGCACUCUGUGCUGUGUGACCAUCGUUCACAUAUUAUCCAAUAUGAAGCUGGCGGAGUGGCAACGCUCUCUGGUGCCCUCGUGAGAACAGUAGUUCCUAAAAACGGCAUUCACUUGACUCUUGAAGAUGUCAAACAAAAUGUUGUACUCAGCACCGAUGUGCACGCUUGUCCAACAAGAGUAAUCAGCCUAGAGAAUACUCUCAAUGGCAUGAUUAUGCCACUUUCUGAAGUCAAGCGAAUCUCAGAAUUUGCGAGACAACACGGGAUCAAAAUGCACUGCGACGGCGCUCGGUUGUGGGAGGCUGUGGCAGCCGGCGCCGGUACUCUACCCGAGUUCUGUGCUCACUUCGACACAAUUAGCUUGUGCUUCUCCAAGGGUCUAGGGGCACCUGUUGGUAGCCUGCUCGUCGGCUCGGAGGAGACUUUGAACCACUCUCGGUGGGUUCGGAAAUCUAUAGGCGGCGGUAUGAGACAGCCGGGAUUUAUCACUGCGUGUGCGCGAGUUGCCGUAGACGAAACGUUCGGCAGAAAACCAGAUGGCAGUGAUGGCUGGCUGAAAGUGUCACACGACAUGGCCAAGAAAGUUGAGGCUUUGUGGAGCGGUAUGGGCGGAAAACUCGUUCAUCCCGUGCACACGAACAUGUGUUGGAUAGAUCUCGACUCGGCCAAGUGUAGCGACGACCGCUUCAUCGAGUUAAGUCGGGCUGCUGGUCUCACCGUAUCUGGAGGUCGGCUGGUAACACAUUACCAAAUUGCCCAAAACGGGGAAGAAGUCCUGCAAAGGUUGGAGAAAGUUUUCCAAAAGGUCUUCGCACAGCCAGAGGAGGUAACAUCUGAGGCGGGCGUCAAGAGCAUUUACGAAAAGACAUAA